This is a messenger RNA of Pichia membranifaciens NRRL Y-2026, 1644 nucleotides long. RefSeq lists its product as hypothetical. Gene Ontology annotation, cellular component: plasma membrane. Lineage: Eukaryota; Fungi; Ascomycota; Pichiomycetes; Pichiales; Pichiaceae. Gene Ontology annotation, molecular function: allantoate transmembrane transporter activity; dipeptide transmembrane transporter activity. The coding region runs from base 1 to 1644 and encodes 547 amino acids. The transcript has a single exon. The record is from RefSeq and is a predicted model, not a curated record. Gene Ontology annotation, biological process: allantoate transport; tripeptide transport; dipeptide transport.
AUGACAGCUGUAGACGAUGACUCCAACAAAACCAACAACUCCAUAAAAGAGAUUUCAAGACUGAAUCCAAAUCCUGAGCACAUUUCAGGUAACGAUGACAUACAUUCCACAUUUUCCAUAAAUAACAUUGGAACAGACAAAGUAUUGACCCACAUCAAGUCCAUCGAUGGUGAAAAUGUCAGUGUUACAGGAGAUGUUGAUGAAGCAAUGGAGUAUGCCCUUGAAGCAGAAUGUGAGAAAGUUGACAUUACCCCUCGUGAAGAAAAAAAACUACUAUUAAAAAUAGAUUUAUUUCUAUUGCCUUUAGUCUGUCUUCUUUACACUAUCCAGUAUAUGGAUAAAAUUUCAAUCAGUUAUGCUGCAGUUAUGGGAUUGCGUGAUCACUACCAUAUGCACGGUAACCAGUAUUCGUGGUGUGGUUCUGCUUUCUAUCUAGGCUAUUUGAUCUUUGAGUUUCCAAUGAGUCUGGCAUUGCAAAGAUUUCCUGUCUCUAAAUUCGUGUCCGCUGUUGUCAUACUGUGGGGUGUCAUUAUUUGUUUGCACGCCACUCCUUCUAACUAUGCUGGUUUCAUUACCUUGAGAACAAUCUUGGGGAUCUUAGAAUCUGCUGUCACUCCAGCUAUGGUUAUCGUGACAGGCCAGUGGUAUAAAGCUGAAGAGCAAUUUUUGAGAACUGCAAUCUGGUUUUCUUUCAAUGGUGUUGGUGUAAUAUUUGGCGGUGCCAUUGCUUACGGACUAGCAAUUAGACCUGACUCCUAUUCAAUGGAUGCAUGGAAAGUUUUAUUUAUUGUCAUUGGAUGCAUGACAUUAGCAAUAGGAAUAGCGUUUGUCUUCCAUGUUCCAGAUCUACCUGUCAAAGCCUGGUUUUUGAAUGAUCGGGAAAAAAUGCAGGCUGUUUUGAGAAUUAAGUCCAAUCAACAAGGUUUUGGAAAUAAGCACUUCAAGUUUCACCAGUUCCAAGAGGCGGUCUUGGAUAUCAAUACAUGGAUUUUCUUUUUCUUUUCUAUUGCUUUCCAAGUUCCUAACGGGUCUUUGACAAAUUUUGCAUCCAUUUUGCUCAGUGACACUUUUGGUUAUUCAGAUAAUGACUCUAUUCUAAUGAAUAUGAUUGCUGGUGCACUGACCUUUGCGGGCUGUAUUUUUCUAUGUUGGCUUCAGAAGUUCUUCAAGCAUAAACUAGGGAUUGCAACAGUUGUUGUUACUUUCAGUCUAAUUGCUUCUUGUAUGCUUGCAUUCCCAAAGCAAAGUCCACAUGCAAGAUUGGCAGGGUACUUUUUGUACAAUUUAUGUCCUGUCGGUAUGAUAUGUUGCCUAUCAUGUUUUACUUCUAAUAUUGCUGGACAUACUAAAAAAAUUACAGUCAAUGCAUUGUAUUUGAUUGGUUAUUCAGUUGGUAAUCUAAUUGGCCCUCAAACAUUUAUUGCUUCUCAAGCGCCUCAGUAUAGAGGAGGACAAAUUGCAAUGGUUGUUUGCCUCGCAGUUUCCUCCGUACUGAUUGCGUGGGUGUAUUACAAUUACUGGCAUGAAAAUAAAAGAAGAGAAAAGUUAGAAGCUGAAGGUCUUCUUGAAAUGCCUCAUAUCGAAAACUUUGAGUUUGCUGACCUGACGGAUAAGGAGAAUGUCUAUUUCAGAUAUACCUUAUAG